Molecule: messenger RNA, 627 nt
Organism: Penicillium coprophilum
Lineage: Eukaryota; Fungi; Ascomycota; Eurotiomycetes; Eurotiales; Aspergillaceae
Exons: 9
Source: RefSeq, a predicted model, not a curated record
UCCGAUCCUCCUAUCCACUACGCCAUAAUAUAUAUCGACCGCGACAGCAAUCUUAGAACCUCUGGGGAAAGGGUCAUUCUUAAAAAUUACUCCUCGAUUAUUAAGCCCUUAGGUAUUAAGUAUAAGUACCCUAAGUAUAUAAGGAAAGAAAACUAUAUCGAACUAUUUCUUUAUAUUCUCCGCGAGCUAAGUAACUAUAGUAUUACUACCGAUAAGUUUAAGGAAAUUACUAUCUAUAAGCUUUUACGGGUUCGAAAGAUAGAUACAGUGAUUUACGUUAAGAAAGCUAGCUCUAGCGCUAAGGGGAAUAAAGAGGAUCACUCUACUAAGGUAGUCUUAGCGGUAAUAGGAGCGCCUAAAACAACAAAAGAUCCUACUUCUAUAUUAGUCGACACUCUUCUAGAAAUCUUAUCUAUACCUCUUAAAUUAGAGGAUAUCAACGAUUUUAACUACGAAUUACCACCCGGAUACGCUAACUUAUUUUUGGAGCCUAUAAUAACCGACACUCCGGUCUCUAUUGAGAAUACCUUCACUAAAGCCCUAGGCUAUUACGGUGUGCGGAUAGAUAUAAACUCCUAUCAAAACAUCGCCAGCCUAGAAGACUACGGCUCACGAGCUACCAGUUAA